Molecule: messenger RNA, 1387 nt
Organism: Penaeus monodon (black tiger shrimp)
Lineage: Eukaryota; Metazoa; Arthropoda; Malacostraca; Decapoda; Penaeidae
Product: interleukin enhancer-binding factor 2 homolog
Exons: 9
Coding region: 103-1296 (397 amino acids)
Source: RefSeq, a predicted model, not a curated record
CUUAGCCAUGUUGUUUUGAUUCCAUCCCGGCGUCACGUUAAAGGUGUCAACAACAUCAUUUUCACCUUUUUUACUCUUUUUUCAGUGUUGUGUUAGCAAAAUAUGGUAAUGACCCGAGGACGCGGGCGAGGCAUGAGAGGAGGCAUGAUGCGCCCCAUGGGCCCUGGGCCACAUUUUGGCCCCAAGAUGAAGCAGUUUGUGCCACGACUGCCCUUCGACAUGGUGCUCUGCGAAUCGGCCUUCCCCAAAGUGAAGCCAGCACCCGACGAGUCUGCAUUUACUCAGGCCCUCUUGAAAAGAAAUGCAGACUUGUCACCUACACCAGCAGAACAGGCUGCUGUACUUAACCUAGUCACAAAGAUCCAGGCUGUGAUGGAUAACCUUAUUGUAGAUCCGGGCAAUUUUGACGCAUGCGUAAGUUCCCAAAUCGAAGAGGUGCGACAGGUGGGCUCAUACAAGAAGGGUACCAUGAUGACGGGACACAAUGUGGCAGAUAUUGUGGUGAUCCUCAAGACGCUGCCCACCAAGGAGGCUGUGGAAGCUCUCGGGAAAAAGGUGUGUGAUGAUCUGCGCACGCAAGAGCCCCAGGAAGUGCUCGUCCUCACAAUGCUCCCAGAUGACCGAGGCUUCGAGAUCAGCAACAGUGAGGCCACAGUGCGUGUCCUCGUGACCACCAUCCACCAGAACCUGCGCAAACUGGACCCUGAGCUGCACCUCGACCAGAAGAUCCUCCAGUCACACCUAGCAGCGAUUAGACACAGCCGCUGGUUUGAGGAGAAUGCACACCACUCCACGAUUAAAGUACUUAUUCGAUUGCUUCGGGAUCUGCGUGGACGCUUCGAAGGGUUUGAGCCUCUGUCACCGUGGAUGCUGGACCUCCUGGCACAUUAUGCUAUUAUGAACAACCCAAGCAGACAGGCCUUGCCCAUAAAUUCUGCAUUCCGCAGAUGUUUGCAGCUAUUAGCAGCAGGACUGUUCUUACCAGGCUCUGCAGGUAUCAGUGACCCCUGUGAAGGAGGGAAUAUUCGUGUACAUACAGCUAUGACUCUGGAACAGCAAGACCUUGUAUGUCUCACCGCCCAGACUCUUCUAAGAGUACUUUCACACGGUGGCUACAAACAGAUUCUUGGACUCGAAGGCAACUCAAGUAUAGCAAGCGAAAUGUCCGUCUGGGACGGCGUUGUAGUGUCUGCAUUAGAGAAGGCCUAUGAGAAGCCCCCGGAGCGACCCCCGCAGGACGACGAUGGAGAUGACAUGGAUGCUGAUGACGAUCCCAUGGAGACGACAGACAAUUAAUUAGUGAGAGGGCGCAGUCAUAUUGUGGCUCAGACUUAGAGUUUUGUGCUACACGUGGAAAAGAAAUAGCAAGUGAAAAUAAAGGAAAAAA